AUGUUCUUGUCAACAGUCGCUGUGUUCUUCACGGAAGUUAUGAAAUGCAUCGUGUGUCUUGCUAUUAUUCUCAAAGAGGAGACGCCUAGGAGGUUUUUUGGAGUUUUGAUGGAUCAGGUGGUGCGGCAGCCGUAUGACACCUUAAAGGUCUGUGUACCAGCGAUGGUGUACAUUGUACAGAACAAUUUGUUUUACAUUGCUGCUUCGCAUCUGGAUGCUGCAACAUUCAUGAUAACAUCUCAGCUGAAAAUAUUCACGGCUGCAAUCUUCACGGUCAUCAUUCUCAAGAGAUCGCUAACAGGAGCGCAAUGGUUUGCUCUUUUGGUACUGUUUGUUGGAGUUUCUUUGGUGCAAGUGCAGUCGGCUGGAGGUAGUUCGGCCGGUUUGGAUGGACAGAAACCAUUAGUUGGGUUUUUCGCGGUGGUCAUCGCUUGCUGCCUUUCUGGAUUCGCUGGAAUAUAUUUCGAAAAGAUUCUGAAAGGUUCAGCACCAGUGUCUUUAUGGAUGCGUAAUGUACAGAUGUGCGUGUU
Ostertagia ostertagi is the source of this 530-nucleotide messenger RNA. The record is from the annotation of a GenBank genome assembly. Lineage: Eukaryota; Metazoa; Nematoda; Chromadorea; Rhabditida; Trichostrongylidae.